Molecule: messenger RNA, 3011 nt
Organism: Clarias gariepinus (North African catfish)
Lineage: Eukaryota; Metazoa; Chordata; Actinopteri; Siluriformes; Clariidae
Gene: ppef2a
Product: protein phosphatase with EF-hand domain 2a
Exons: 17
Coding region: 445-2610 (721 amino acids)
Biological process (GO): negative regulation of MAPK cascade; detection of stimulus involved in sensory perception
Cellular component (GO): cytosol; nucleus
Molecular function (GO): Hsp90 protein binding; manganese ion binding; calcium ion binding
Source: RefSeq, a predicted model, not a curated record
CUGAGCUUAAUCUGCCAGCUGGGUCUAUUGACUGCAACUAAAAGGCGUGACAUUUUUCUCCACUCUAAACUCAUCUAGUCUUUAAAACAAAAUCUCAUAUCUGAUGUCUGUAGUUUAUUUUAACUAUUUUUUUUCUAUCAGAAACUAACUUCUGCUUAUAAGGAGAAGCUAUGGGGUGUGGGGUUACAAAGGGAGGUCAAUUCUAUAAAACACAUGACAAAGAUGGUAACGUCAUUUCAGUUAGGAUUUCAGGUUGCACAUCUGGUCUUUACAAUAUGAUAAAUUCUAAAUGUAGUAGAACAGAUGUAAAUAAUUUAAAUACAGUAUACAUUAAUGAUAUGAUAUUUUAAUGGAAUGCACUGUUUCAUAAUAAAGUGUUUAACCUUUUGUUAGUUUAUAUGCGCCUAAACUAACAAUGUACCUUGAUAAUUUUUCUACUUCUUCAUGCUCACACAUGUAGCUGCCAUAACAAUAAGAGCUGCGAUUCUGAUCCAGCGCUGGUAUCGCCAGUAUGUGGGCCGUGUGGAGAUGAAGCGUAGAUACACCUGGAACAUCUUCCAGUCCAUAGAAUAUGCUGGAGAACAGGACCAAAUAAAACUGUAUAAUUUUCUUGGUUAUCUCAUGGACAACUUUACGCCCUCAAGCAAUGAACGAAAAUUGAUCUCCCACAUCUUCAGGGAAAAUGAAAUAUGUCGAGAUGUUGAAUGGGAGAGAUACUUCAGUUACACAAAUAUCGAUGUUCCAGAAGUCUAUUCAGGACCAAGGCUUACCUUCCCACUAGAUGCAAAUCAAGCUGCUGAUCUUGUUGAGGCUUUUAGAAACAAACAACAGCUCCACUCUCGUUAUGUUCUCCAACUUCUUCUUGAAACUUGGAGGCUGCUUAGAGUUCUGCCAAAUAUCAACCGUAUCUCCACCUGCCAUAGCAAAGAAAUCACAAUAUGUGGGGACUUACAUGGACAGUUAGAUGACCUGCUUCUAAUCUUUUACAAAAAUGGGAUGCCAUCUCCUGAGAAGCCUUAUGUAUUCAAUGGCGACUUUGUGGACCGAGGCAAGGACUCAGUUGAGAUUCUGCUUAUUUUAUUUACCUUCUUAUUGGUAUAUCCUGGAGAGGUUCAUCUGAAUCGAGGAAAUCAUGAGGAUCACAUAAUAAACCUGAGGUAUGGCUUCACCAAGGAAGUACUGAGCAAAUACAAGAUGCACGGUAAACGAAUUCUGAAACUGCUGCAGAAGAUAUUCAGCUGGUUGCCCCUGGUAACAGUGAUUGAUCAGAAGGUGCUGGUCGUCCACGGAGGGAUCUCAGACAGCACAGACCUGGCACUGGUGGCUCGACUGGCCAGACAUAGAUAUGUAUCUGCUCUGAGGCCUCCAAAGCAGAAGAGCAGAAGGUCUAUCCGGCCCUUGGGCUCAGAGAUGGACGAUGAAUUGAUGAACUCUAAGCACAGUAUUAUGAAAAGACAGGCCUCUCUUACCUAUUUCAGACCCUUACCUUCUCGGGAAAAUUUCCAAUGCCGAUCUUUGCAAGAUUUCUCGACUACAGUGGCUCGGACUAUGGAGGAAAAGCUCAAGAUUCAACAUAGGCAGACGAGAUUAACCCAGCCUGGCAGCAGCAUGUCCUAUAGACAUUUUAACGAGUCCACGUCUGAAUCAGCCACAGAACCCAUCAACAUACCUGGCAACAUCAGUAAUGAGUGGAAAGAGAUCUUGGACCUGCUGUGGAGUGACCCCAUGACUAAAGAUGGCUGCAUCCCGAAUGGGGUUCGUGGUGGAGGCUGUUACUGGGGCCCCAAUGUGACUGAGGACUUUUUAAACAAACACAACAUGCAGCUCAUCAUCCGCUCCCAUGAAUGCAAGCAGGAUGGAUAUGAGUUCUGCCACAACCGCAAAGUCCUCACAAUUUUUUCAGCCUCCAACUACUAUGAGGUGGGCAGUAAUAAAGGAGCUCUGGUCAGGUUAGGCCCAGAUCUAGUGCCUCACUUUAUCCAGUACCAGACCAACAGUAAGACCCGAGAGAUGAGCUUCAGGCAAAGUAUCCGACGAACAGAGCACUCUGCUCUUAAAGUGCUGAGAGAACAACUGUUUGCACACAAGUCAGAUCUCAUCCGUACUUUUCAAGAAUAUGAUGCAAAGAACACAGGUCUGAUCUCUCUGAAUGACUGGAGCAGUGCUGUAAAGCAGGUGCUACAUCUGGAAUUGCCCUGGAGAAUGCUGCGCUCCCAGCUCCUCACUAAUACCACCAAUAACAUGCUGGAUUACCACAACUGGUUCAGCAACCUCGCUAUAACAGAACCAAGCUGCCAGUACAUUGAGCAGAGGCUACUGGAGGCGCUUUACAGGCACCGCUCCACUCUGGAGACCAUCUUCAGAAUAGUAGACACAGACAACUCGGGCUUCAUUUCUUUUGAAGACUUCUGUCAGACAUGGAAACUGCUAAGUGCCUAUCUGACAAUGGAGAUUUCCAGCGAAGCCAUCAAUGACCUGGUGGUCAGCAUAGACAUGAACAAAGAUGGCUUCAUAGACAUUGAUGAAUUCAUGGAGUCUUUUCGCUUAGUAGACAAAAACAUACGCAGGCCAGAGGAACAGGAAUUGGUAGUAGAUGGUAAUAGUAGUUAGUAAAUAGACAUCACAGUAAAUGGUAACAGUUGUAUAUCUUUGCUUUAAAACAGUUAUACUAAUUGAUCAGUAUGUAGGCAUGACCCAGGAAUCAUGAUGAUGACCUUCAGAAAUGUUUGAAGGUGCCUUCUGUAGAAUUUAGUAACUUUAGGGUUUUGGGACAAGUUACAUUGAAGACAAGCUAUAAAUUAAACAUGUGCACAAUAUUCUUAAAGCACAUUCUAACCAUUUAUAUCAUGUAUUAAUGCUGUGUAUACACAAAACUAGACCUUAAAUUGUACUGCCUCUUCUUGCACUGAUUCUAAAACUGUUCUGGUGGUUCAAUACUAAACGGGAGUUUGACCAGACUACCUGGCUCAUUCCGUGAUAAGUGUAGAGGAUAAGUUUAAUGUAGUAUAAAC